Didymodactylos carnosus is the source of this 1221-nucleotide messenger RNA. Lineage: Eukaryota; Metazoa; Rotifera; Eurotatoria; Philodinida; Philodinidae. The record is from the annotation of a GenBank genome assembly.
AUGUCGCUCAGUCAACAGAAAACUCAUCUCGAUCGCGAUAUUAUUGUUGACAUUGAGCUCGCUAAUCGGACAAACACAAUUUUGGCAGUUGAAAAGAGUAGUGAAAGCCAAUUUGCAUUGCUAGCAUCAUUCACACCUACACAGGAAGAUUGUAAAAAAGCACUGAGUGCUGGCAAAGGCAAUACUGAUAUGAACAAUGAAUUUAUUUUUGUUGUCGACUGCAGUGGUUCAAUGGAAAACGAAGACAAAAUCGGCCUCGCUCGGCAAGCAAUGAUCUUGUUUCUUAGAAGUCUUCCUACCAACUGUAGAUUUAAUAUUGUACGAUUUGGAUCAGGUUAUAAAACAUUAUUCAACAAUAUCACUGACAUUUAUAAUGAAAAAAACGCAAAACAAGCCGAACAACUCAUUUCUCAUAUAAAAGCUGAUCUCGGUGGAACUGAACUGUUGCAACCGCUGCAGUGGUUGGAAAAACAAGCAACUACAGUCAGUUAUUCACGUCAGAUAUUCCUGUUGACUGAUGGAGAAAUAUCGAAUGUCAACGAAGUAAUAGAUCCAUGUCGAUCAAUGUCAACGUCUGCAAGAAUCUUCUCAUUCGGUCUCGGACAUUCGCCAAGUCGUUCCUUAGUUAAAGGACUGGCUCGAUCGACAUAUGGUCGAUUCACAUUUGUCCCGCCCGGAACAAGUGUCGACAUACACGUUGCCGAACAACUUCAGAAAGUUCUUGAAUCUGAAGAAACAGUUCGUUUAGGUUUAGCUCGAAUUAAUCAUGUGCCCGAAACAGAUAACGGUCAGUCAAUAACUCGUUUGGUAGUUAAAACUUUGAUUCGCGAAUUUCCACAUGCAAAACAAGAGAAAACACCGAAUUGUGGUUCUCAACAAGCAAGAUUUCAGCAACAACAAGAACAGAAAGGUGGGUCCGUUGAAGAUGGCAAUAAGAAACGUAUGAUUGAUAUUUCAUUACAACACAACCUCCUCUGUCCGCAUACAGGUUUCAUUGGUGUUGAAACACAUACAGAUCCAUCUGCUAAGAAUCAAAACGCGAACAUGGUUCUAAGAGAAAUCCCGAUUGAAAUAACCGCUGACGCUAAACAUUUUGAUGUGCCAUUUGUGGAUGGUGCAGCUCCACAAAGGAUGUUGAACUCCUCGAUCCAGUCUCCAGUCUCAAACACCAUGUGUUUCGAAGCGACUUAUUUUCGUUAUUGUUCUUCACCGAUAGAAUGA